UCAAUAUGCACCUUUAUUGAUUGUUAUUAUUGCUAUUUACAGCAAUCGGUUUUCAGACAGAAGAUUGGUUAAAAGUUAUUGAAAGAAAGUCUGUGUCAUUGGCGUUUGACCAAAGUUUAUACUUAAAUUGAACCUUAUGUGAGCAUUUAAUAAGCAUUUAAUAAUGCAGCGGCUAGCAUUGAAACGAAUAUUCGGUACUAUGGCGUCGCUUAAGCCAGUUAGUACAUCAUUACCUAAAUAUGGCGUUGGUAGUCAGCCUUUCACAGUUUUCAUUGAAGGAAAUAUUGGUAGCGGAAAGACUACUUUUAUUGAGCAUUUUAAAAAGUUCGAGGAUAAAGUAUGCGCCAUUGCAGAACCGGUAGACAAAUGGCGAAAUUUCAAAGGGCAUAAUUUAUUGGAAUUGAUGUAUAUUGAUCCGGACCGUUGGGCUAUGCCCUUCCAGUCGUAUGUGAUGCUGACAAUGUUGGAGCGACAUACGCAAAUCACAGACAAACCAAUUAAGAUUUUGGAGCGUUCUUUGUACAGUGCCAAGUACUGCUUCGUAGAGAAUUUGCAUAAAAGCGGUCUUAUACAUGAUGGCAUGUAUGAAAUUUUGAAACAAUGGUAUAAUUAUGUAGAGGACAUUACGCACGUUCAAGCGGAUUUAAUUGUAUAUUUGCGUACAACACCAGAAGUAGUGUAUGAACGAAUACGGAAAAGAGCACGGUCUGAGGAGGCAUGUGUACCUCUGGAGUAUAUAAAACAACUACACGAGCUUCAUGAGGAUUGGUUGAUUCGAAAUCGAGUAGGCCACAAUAUAAAGGUAUUGGAAAUCGAGGCAGAUUUAGAUCUAUCUGAAAUUGAUAGGGAAUACAAGCGUUCGGAAAGUGUAAUUACGGCUACAAUGCAACAACAGACACAAAGACCAGCAGUGACAGCUUCUCCUAGCAAACGAUCGGACUAUUUAGGCUAAUGUAAAGUGCACUUUUUUAAAAUUAGCUUCAUUUCCUAAUAUAAAAUUAACCGGACAUACAUCAUUUGUAAUUUUAAGCAUCACUAAAUAUAACCUCGAAAUAAGCUAUGGACUAUA
This is a messenger RNA of Ceratitis capitata (Mediterranean fruit fly), 1069 nucleotides long. Its product is annotated as deoxynucleoside kinase. The transcript has 6 exons. Gene Ontology annotation, molecular function: ATP binding; deoxynucleoside kinase activity. The record is from RefSeq and is a predicted model, not a curated record. Gene Ontology annotation, cellular component: cytoplasm; mitochondrion. Bases 164 to 952 code for a protein of 262 amino acids. Gene Ontology annotation, biological process: nucleobase-containing compound metabolic process. Lineage: Eukaryota; Metazoa; Arthropoda; Insecta; Diptera; Tephritidae.